Molecule: messenger RNA, 543 nt
Organism: Lycium barbarum (goji berry)
Lineage: Eukaryota; Viridiplantae; Streptophyta; Magnoliopsida; Solanales; Solanaceae
Exons: 3
Coding region: 1-543 (180 amino acids)
Source: RefSeq, a predicted model, not a curated record
AUGUACUUGGAGAAAGGAGAAUAUCCUGAAGGAAUCACCUUAAAUCAGAAAAAGACUAUCAGGAAGUUGGUGAAUGGUUUUUUUCUCAACAAAAAUGUCCUGCACAGAAGAACGCCGGAUUUGGGAUUACUUAGAUGUGUUGACUCUAUCGAAGCUACAAGGUUGAUUGAAAAGCAAAUUCGUCCAAAAAUGUCACAAGUGUCAGAUUCAUGGAGACUUGAUAAAGAAUGGAUCCGCAAGAGGUAUGAGCAACUGGCUUUGAUAGAUAAAAAGCGAAUGAUUACCGUCUAUCAUGGUCAAUUGUACCAACAAAGAAUGGCGUGGGCUUUCGACAAGCAUAUGAGAACUAGGGUUUUUCAAAUUGGGCAGUUGGUGCUCAAACGAAUAUUCCCCGAAUACAAAGGAAGGUUUGCACCAAACUGUCAAGGGCCCUAUAUGGUGCGAAAGGUACUAUCAGGAGGAGCUGUGGUACUUGCUGAGAUGGAUGGUCAAGAGUGGCCAAGAGCAAUCAAUUUAGAUGUCAUCAAGACAUACUACGUGUGA